Messenger RNA from Ilex paraguariensis (yerba mate), 1183 nucleotides. Lineage: Eukaryota; Viridiplantae; Streptophyta; Magnoliopsida; Aquifoliales; Aquifoliaceae. The record is from the annotation of a GenBank genome assembly.
UCUCUCUCUCUCUCUCUCUCUCAUUUUUAUUUUUAUAUGAUUCCUCAUCUUUUGUAAACAAGAGCUCUGCUUGAACACUUCUCUUUGUUGUCUCUUCAUUUUCUCUGCAAUGGCUUCAAGUACAAAUGAAAUAGUCCACGAAUUCCUUCCCAUGAUUCGAGUCUACAAAGAUGGUCGAGUUGAAAGACUGGUGGGCAACGACGUCGUCCCGGCAUCAGUGGAUCCUAACACCGGAGUUCAAUCAAAAGACAUCAUAAUCUCACCGGAAAUCGGUGUAGGUGCUCGGCUUUUUCUGCCCAAAAACGCCGAUCCACACCGGAAACUUCCUCUCGUGGUUUACUUUCACGGCGGUGGCUUUGUCAUUGAAAGCGCUUUCUCUCCGACGUUCUAUAAUUAUCUCAAUUCACUAGUAGCAGAAGCAAAUGUCGUGGUAGUGGCUGUCGAUUACAGGCUAGCCCCGGAGCACCCUCUUCCUAUAGCUUAUGAAGAUUCAUGGGUCGGCCUCAAGUGGGUUGCUUCCCAUGUCAAAGGAGAUGGCCAGGAGUCAUGGCUGAAGGACUAUGUUGAUUUUGAACGUGUGUUUUUUGGAGGAGACAGUGCAGGUGGGAACAUAGCACACAACAUGGCCAUGCGGGUCGGGUCAGAGAAAUUUGACGGUAUCAGUAUUGUUGGGUUGUUUUUAAUCCACCCAUUCUUUUGGGGUGAAGAACCAAUUGGUAAUGAAUGUGCUGAUAUCAAAAUUGCUGCCAAAGCUUACGCUGAUAACUUGUGGCGUUUUGUGAACCCAUCGACAGUUGGGUCCAAUGACCCAUUUUUAAAUCCGGCUACUAACCCGAAUCUUUCAAGCCUAGGGUGCACUAGGGUCCUGGUUUUUGUUGCUGAGGAAGACUUGGUGAAAGAUAGGGGUUGGUAUUACAAGGAGGUAUUGGCCAAAAGUGGGUGGAAAGGAAAUGUUGAGGUCAUGGAGGCCAAGGGAGAGAACCAUGUUUUUCAUUUGCUUAAUCCCACUUGUGAAAAUGCUUUGGCUAUGCUCGAGAGAGUUGCCUCCUUUUUGAAUCAAGACAAAGUCUAGGUUUUGGAUGGAAGGAUUGAUUUCUUGUUUAAAUAAUAUCAAUCCAUGUUUAGGGUGAAUGACACUCCUAUACUAUACUUUAAAAGAUCGAAGAUCGAUGUUCAAUAGUGU